This is a messenger RNA of Argentina anserina (silverweed cinquefoil), 3069 nucleotides long. RefSeq names its product anoctamin-like protein At1g73020. The transcript has 16 exons. The record is from RefSeq and is a predicted model, not a curated record. Gene Ontology annotation, biological process: chloride transmembrane transport. NCBI's taxonomy places the organism in Eukaryota, Viridiplantae, Streptophyta, Magnoliopsida, Rosales, Rosaceae. The coding region runs from base 724 to 2709 and encodes 661 amino acids. Gene Ontology annotation, molecular function: chloride channel activity.
ACACAAUUUGAAAAUGGAGACUAUACGUCUAUACAUUUGGCUCUAGCUCGCCAAGGGGAAACGGCUCUGGAUUAAUGCACUUGGUCGUCCCUACUCCCUAACACGAAUGCUCGGAACUCGGAAGUAACUUGGGUCAAUAUAUUUCAUAUCCAGUCAAAUGAACAGAACGAGGUAAAAUGGGAAAGUCAUCCCUUCCCCUUUGGAGUUUGGACCCACACUUCUUCCACCAGUUCUGCACAGUUCAAAAAUUCAAACACAAAAAGAAAUAAAAAUUGAAGAAAGGAAACUGCCAAGCUCACAACCACGUGUUCAUCUCCUUCCACACCACCCUUUGUGACUGUACAUCACAACCGCUCUCCCCUAAUACCCGACUCCACAGCCACCUGUUCUCUCCUUCUUCUCUGUUCUCGUCGUCGUUACCCUCUUCGUAUUAAUGCCCCGCAUUUCUCUCUCUACGUAAGGACAGCUAUUUCGUCGUUUUGAUCCAAAACCAAACCAACAUUUGUUCAGAACUCAUAGCCCAUCUCUCAAUCUCCCCCAUUUCAUAUGAAAGCCACCACCUUUGGUCUCUCUGAGGUCCUAUUGUGAUUACCCACUUCAUUUAUCGACCCUGUUGUUGAAAAAGGUUACAUUUUUCGGUUGUUUUGUGUGUGCUUUGAUCGUUUGGAUCCUACCCUUUUGGGAAGUUUGAAGCUUUUUGAAGGUGUUGGGGUGGGGCUUGAGAUGAGUGUUGCUGAGGAGGAACAGAGUGGUUUUGAGAUUGGGAUUGUGGUUCCGAAGAGAACUGUAAAGGAUGGUGAUGGAGAUGACUGUGUGGAGGUUUUGUUAAAUGAGUUUAAGAAUGUGGGUUUUAUAGUUGAGAGAGUUUCUGGCGUUGUUGAUGACUUUAUCAAGCUGGCAGCGCCGUUGGAGACUUUGGGGAGAGCUGCUGUUGAGUUGCAAAUCAAAAAGCGAACCCGAAUCGGGAUGGAUUUACAAUUUGAAUGGGAAGAGGUUGAUGCUUUUGUGAGGCAGCCUGAUGGUUCAUUGUUCAGCUGGUGUGAGCGUUUUCAGUGCUAUAGACACUUGAUAUAUGGAAUUAUGAACAAGGGCAGGUCAGCUGAAACUCUGAGAUUUGAGGGGAAGGAGUUUUAUUGGGAAAUUGGGGAACAUUUACUUAAGAAAUUGGAGUCACAGAGGAUUGUCAAAGAUGUUUUCCCUUUGCAUGAUGAAGUGAAAAGGAAGAAACUUCUUCAUACUUGGGCUUUGCACUGGUGGGAUUUCACAAGCCAGCCCAUAGAUGAAGUUUAUUCAUAUUUUGGUACAAAGAUUGCCAUCUAUUUUGCUUUCCUCGGAAUGUAUACGCAGUGGUUGCUGUUUCCAGCUACGUUUGGGCUUAUUCUGCAGAUAUUUGAUUUUGGGUCGUUGCAGUUACUGGUGCUCCCCCUUUUCUUUAUAAGCAUAACAUUAUGGGCUAUAAUGUUUUCCCAGUUCUGGAAACGCAAAAAUGUCGCUCUUUUAGCUAGAUGGCAUAUCAGUUAUCCAAUCAGAACUGACCUGGGAAAUAGGCAGUUGGGCACAGUUUGGAGUUCCCCGCAGUCAUCUGUUGAACUCAUGAAGAAAUGGGGCACAGACAAAACAAAAGAGAAAGAAAUGUUUCAAAGAAUUGAGUGGUUUGGACGACUAAUGAGAUUCCGAAAUGAUGCUAUCAUUAUAGUUAGUAUUAUAUGUCUCCAGUUACCAUUUGAGCUGGCAUAUGCUCAUCUUUACGAGGUUAUCGAGUCUGAUAUUGUGAAGUUUGGGUUGACGACCGUGUAUCUUUUUGCCAUUCAGUUUUUUACACAGCUUGGGGGCAAGGUCUCUGUCAAGCUUAUUAAUUACGAAAAUAAUGAAAACAGAGAAAAAAGAGCCGACAGUUUGGUAUACAAGGUAUUUGGUCUUUAUUUCAUGCAGUCAUAUAUUGGAGUCUUCUACCAUGCUCUUUUACACCGCAACUUUUUGACUCUUCGCACAGUUUUGAUUCAGCGGCUGCUUGUUUCUGAGGUAUUGGAAAACUUGGUGGAAAAUACUUUACCAUAUUUGAAGUACAGUUAUAAAAAAUUUAGAGUCCGAAGCAAGAAGAAACGUGAAAAAGGAUCAUCAACCGGGAGAAUCCAAUUUUCUUCUAGGGUGGAAAAGGAGUACCUGAAACCGUCUUAUUCUGCAAGCAUUGGUAUGGAGCUUGAAGAUGGACUUUUUGAUGACUUUCUAGAGUUAACACUGCAGUUUGGAAUGAUCAUGAUGUUUGCUUGUGCACUUCCCCCUGCUUUUGCCUUUGCUGCUGUGAACAACUUAACCGAAAUUAGGACAGAUGCAUUGAAGCUUCUUGUCAUGCAUAAGAGGCCAAUUCCUCGUGUUUCCAUAACAAUUGGUGCUUGGCUGAACAUAUUUCAGUUUCUUGUAGUUACAUCGAUAUGCACCAACUGCGCCCUGUUAGUAUGGUUAUAUGAUCAUGAAGGGAAAUGGAAUAUAGAGCCUGGCCUAGCUGCAAUUUUGAUUAUGGAACAUAUCCUCCUGUUGAUCAAGUUUGGUUUUUCUCGCUUUGUUCCUGAGGAACCUGCUUGGGUACAGGCAAACCGCGUGAAAAAUGCAACAGAGGCCGAAUACUUGUGCUCCAAACAGCUUUUGAGGAACAUUUCUGGAGGAGAGAGGGCAGGAGGUGUUACUGCUGCAGCCAAGAAGACAGAAUAAAGUUGGAGGUAGGCGGUUUUUGGUAGUUUCUGGGAAGUGUAAAAACAAUAGCCCUUCUCCAAAACCUGAUCUUUUGGGUCGGAUAAUUUUCAGUUCAGCAUGCAGUCACCAAGAUUGUUCCCCAGUUUUUGUUUUGUUUUUGUUCUGUGUUGGUAUAGACGUAUAGUGAAAAUGUAGAGGUUUGAAUGUAGAUGUGUAGUACCAUACAAGUUGAUACAAGUUUUCUCUUGAUUAAUGUAGAUCUGUUAUCUGUUUUGUAUUUACAAAAGAGUAGAAAGACAUAACAGCUAUUUACAUAUUUCUUGUGAGCAAGUUUGGUCAUCGAGUCUUAUAAAUUUCUAGUAUUUGCAAUUUUGCGUA